UUAAAGAUGCAGUGGACCCCCGAGCACAGCCAGUGGGCCGAACAGCAUUUUGACAUCUCAUCCACCACGCGCUCGCCAGCCCACAAGGCUGAGGCCUACAGGGCGGUACCUGGUCACCUGCAGCGCUCCACCACCUACCAGUAUGCCUGGGCUAAUGAUGACAUCUCAGCUCUCACCGCCUCCAACCUGCUCAAGAAGUAUGCCGAGAAGUAUUCUGGCAUACUGGAGAUGCCAGGCUCAUAUUCUGAGGCGCCUGGAGUCCCAGGAGUGAUGAAUGGACGGAAAGGUGAAUCGGAGCCCUGGCAGGAUGGUGUCUACCCCAUGAGCUGUAUCCCAGAGGGGGUUUCGGUCAGAAAAGGAGGGGUGGCAGCGGCUUCAGAGGUGGUGUCUGGCAUGUGCAGCUCCCCAGGCCUGGCCUCCAGCACCCUGAGCGAGCCCAGCUACUCUAGCAGCAGCUGUGGCAGCCACACUGCCACCGCCCUCCACUCCUCCUCCAUGCCCUCUCAGGAAUACGGCCCGGCAUACAGCGGUUCCUACUUGCACAGUAGUUACAGCUCCCAGUCUGCCCCCGCCCCAGCUCUUCCUUCUCCACUGCACAGCUCUGGGCUCCUGCAGCCACCCCCUCCACCGCCCUCCCACCCGACUUUAGUCCCAGCUUACAACGGAGGCUCCCCCAAUUUGUCUAGUUAUAAUUACCCCCCAGCAGGCUACCCAGCUCAGAGCUCAGUCGGGCCAGGAUACAGCCCUGGUGGAGCACCCCCUCCCUCCUCAUACCUCCCCUCAGGCAUCGCUGCACCUACACCCCUUCCCCCCUCUUCUGCUUUACCUGGAUACCCAUACCAGAGCCACAACCUGACCCCAAUCGCCCCGACCCCUCUCAGCAGUAGCUCCUCCAACUCACUGAAGAGGAAAGCCUUCUACAUGACAGGCCAAGGAGAGAUAGACUCCUCUUAUGGUAACUUUGGCUAUGGUCAGGCUCGGAGCUCAGCUGAGAGCCCCAUGUACAGGGUGGCAGACAGCAGCAGUGCAAAUGGAGGCUCCAACAGCACCAGCGGUGGUGGCUUUGACAGGAGUGCUGAAAAGUCAUCUUUACCUUUUAACCCUCAGAAGCAGUCCACAAUGCCGUCAGAGCAACAACAGAGGAAGUACAGCAGCCAGGCAACAGGUGGGCCACUGACUCCACCGGCCUAUGUCUCCUCCACCCUGGGGGGUUCCCGCUCAGCAGACUCCCUUGCCAGCUUCACUUCCCCCUCCCUCAGUGAGCAAGGUGCUGAUGAUCACCGUCUCCACCUCUCCCAUUCAGCACCAGGGCCUACCUCCUCCUCAUCCACUUCCUCCUCCCGGCCUGCUGAAGAACAGCUAAAAACCAGUGACCCUCACCUCCUAGACAUGGUUACCUCUGAAAUUGUUCAGCAGGGCCCCCCAGUGGAUUGGAGUGACAUUGCAGGUCUAGAACUGGCCAAAGCAACCCUGAAGGAAGAGGUCCUGUGGCCCAUUCUUCGCCCAGACAUGUUCAGCAGUUUGGGACCAGUCCCACGUUGCGUGUUGCUGUUUGGUCCCAGGGGCAGUGGCAGGACGUUGCUGGGUCGCUGUCUGGCCAGCCAACUGGGGGCACCAUUCCUCCAGCUCAGUGGUUCCACUUUGGCCACCAAGUGGCUGGCUGAUGGAGAAAAAAUUAUCCGAGCAUCCCUCCUGGUGGCACGCUGCCGGCAGCCCUCAGUACUGUUCAUUAGUGAGGUUGACAUGCUGCUGUCAGCCCACCUCAGUGAAGAGAGUCCCAUCAACCGGCUGAAAGGGGAGCUGCUCGCCCAGUUGGACUCGCUGCUCAUGGGCUCCAGCGAAGACGGAGGCAACCAAGUGUUGGUGGUUUGCUCCACAAGCAGACCCCAGGACAUGGACGAAGGGCUGCGCAGGUACUUCGCUCGGAGGGUCCUGGUGCCCCUGCCGGAUAGUGCAGCCAGACACCAGAUUCUGAGCCAGCUCCUGGCCCAAUCUCAGCACAAAUACUGCUUGAGUGAGGAGGAGCUGGCGCUGCUGGUCCAGCGUACAGAGGGUUUCUCUGGACUGGAUCUGGCCAGACUCUGCCAGGAGGCCCUCGUAGGUCUGUUACACGUGUCUGCACAGGGCAUGGACAUGACAGGUAUGAUGCCCAGGGGACAGAUCAGGCCCCUCACCUACCAGGACUUUGAGAGUGUGUUUUGUAAAUUCCAAGCCAGUAUAUCCCAGAAAGAGAUUGACACGUACACUGAGUGGAACAAAAUGUUCGGCUGCAACCAGUGAAAAGAUAGAAUCUGCCCUUGAGAAAAAGAGGCAUCCACAAUUCCUUUCCUCAGGGCAGAAGCAUUACGCCGGAGGGAAAGGCACGCAGAAGGCCAACACAAGCCAACCGAGUUCUCACAAGCAGGGUUGAGACACUCCAAGACACCUGGUUUGAUGAGACAACUGGCAGUUUUGCAGUUAAUGAGCAAGAAUUUUAAGUUUAAUGCUUGACACUCCAGAAAGCCAGGCAUUGUUUACACAUUGCAAGCAAGUUGGCUUCAGAAGAAAGACGCCCCAGUGUCUGUGUAUAUAUCGUUAUGUUCUUGUUCUUGAGAUUUAGUUUGGCUAUCCAAGUGCCUGAAGUGGUGCUUUCUGAUUUUUUCUUUUUCUUUAUUUGCCUCACAAUCUACAUUCAUGGCAUGAGCUGAUGAUUAUUAAGAGCUUUAAAACUUCAGCAGUGAGUCUGAACAACAGAGAUUGACAGUCGCCAUUGCUGGUGGUCAAUCAUUCUUUAUUGUCUUGCUAAGAGCAGUAAUCCAUCAGAGCGGCAGUAGUCUGGGCUCUUACUCACACUCAUCUCUUCUGAUCCUGUGUCUGCAAAACAAACAAACGUAACAAACAAAACUCAGGAAAGCGUUUGUGAAUUGUACAGUACCUCAAGAUAUCUUGACGAAAAGCACUAAGAUCUGAGAGGGGAAUCCAAGGAGGUUUGGCAGUUUAUGUCUAGCAAAGCAGUGUUAGGUGUACCUCAGCUGGCUAGGAUAAAUAGCAAAGAGGUGACAAUGAAUGUACUAGAUAUGUUCUGGAUUGAUGGGACAUAAUCAAAUAGUGAGAGUAAAAACAUUAUUUCUAUCCAUUGUUUUCCUCCCAGCAGGUGCUUUACUUACCUGUUUCUUCUUGACCAGUCCUAAAGCUUAUUUCCAUUGCUCUUAAAAAAUUUAAAAGUGUUGCCCAGCUUUGUUGUUUGGAGGUUUUAAGAGAUGGGCAGGUUUUGGGGUGGUGGGAGUUGUAUAUUUAUUAAAACAACCAUAAUCAACGUUGUCUAUAUUAUGCGAUCUAGGCUAUAGGGUUGAGCUGCAUAGAGGUUCCAUCAGUCAGCUAACUUCUGCGCAAAUACCUUGAAUAGCUUAUUUGUCAUACUGUUUAGCAUGGGAAGAGGUAUUCUCUGACAUGGAGGAAGUUGAUGCUAAAAACACCUCCAAAUGAAUUAAACUAAUAGUUUGGGAAAUAUGCUUGUUAGCUUUCUUGCCUAGAGUUGGACGAGAAGUUUGCUACCACUUUCAUGUCCGUCUACUAAAUACGAAGCUAGGGCCAUCCAGCCAGUUAGACUGACCUAGCCUAAAAAAAAAAAAAAAACAGAGGGAAACAAUAGCCUGGCUCUUUCAGAAGGUAACAAAAUCCACCUACCGACACCUCUGAGGCUCUCAAAUUAUCACGGUAUAUUUUGUUUUUUAAUCUGUACCAAUACUGACGUGUAAAAAUGACGGUUUGCAGUUUUACGAGGGAUAAUGCACUGCUAAGCUACAGGCUGCUGGCUGUAGCCUCAUACUGAAAGGAUGUGUAUAUACUGUAAGUGUGGUACUGACCUUCUCAUUUAACUCUCAGCAAGAAAGUAAACGGGAGUAUUUCCAAAAAUGUCAAGCUAUUCUUUUAAAUCACAGUAAUAUCAAACACAAUUUACUGUAUCUCUCUUCGUGGGUCUGAAAUUAAAUGUUUGACUUGGCGUCAUUUUGUAUAGUUUACUCCAGUAGGUUUCAGCCAGAAAUGCUGUAUUGGACAAAAUAAUCAGUAAAAAGCUCAUCUGUUGGAAAUGCCUGGAAAUCUGGUUUUAUACGAGUAAACUAGCAUCAACAGAGGUAAAUCCAGAUAUUCUCCUAGUUUUUUAGGUUGGAUUUGAUAGGUAUCACGACCUAGUUAUGGAAGUAUGGGUUUUGCAGAGUUGCCUUGUUACUCAUGCUGAUUAGCUGUAUUUGAAUUGGACUAGCUAUAGAAUGGGUUACCACUUCUGUAAUUUUAAUUAUACGUUCAUCCAGUACAUAUGUCACAAGUCUGUAAUUUUUACAAGUGUAGAAAAUAGAAAAUCAAGAGUAAAUUGUUACUGUUCUUGCCAGAGGUGAAGAGGUCGCUUGAUAAUAACAAUUUUCACUGACCGACAUCUCUGUAAUGCAGUUAGUAUUAUUAUUGUCAUGGCCAUGUUAUUGUCCAACCAAGGGGCAUAUACAUAGUUAGCAAAACAGCAAAUUACAUUAUUUUAAUCAGGCUGCAUCAGAAAAUUGAUUUUAAUCAAAAGAUGUUUUAUUGAAAAUGAUCGCACCAGACUAACUAAUCCAAUUCAAACCCAUGUUAGUAAUUUUUACCCGUCUGUAACUGUAUUGUCAGUAUUUUCACUAUAUUUACACGGAUGUCAUGAAGCACAUAAUCUAAGUGCAUUUUCAGUUUACUGAAAAGCUUUGUAACCUGAGUGGGGAAUUUUGGCACUAGUCUUAAAGUCCUUCAUCCUUGAAGGUUAUCUGUUGCCCAUUGUAUUGCAUCGGAAUGUAUUUUUGUCUCCUCCUUGUCACUGUAAGAAGCUGUCCGUUAGCUCUGCUGUUGUGGAAUGGGAGUACUUAAGAUAGUUUAUUGUAUGUGCACUAAAGCAUUUUUGUGUGUAAUUGUUUCAUUGAAAUGUUUCAAUGCCACUGACAGCGCUUGCUUUGUUUUGUUUUAUCUGGUAUUUAUCCUGAAGGAGAUUCCAUUUAUCUGAUCUGAUGACCAAUUUUACACUUUUCUAUGUACAUCCUGCUUUUUUUUUUUUUUUUUUUCCCCCCAAUAUCACUGUUGAAGUAGGAGCUACAUACAAUAUGUGCAGGCCCACUCUGUGUUGCUAUCUCUGGUAAAGGCACCAUCAGUGCAGCACCUGAUGUGGGGGGAAAAAGUUCUGCUGAGCAUCAGCAAAAUUGACGGAAAGGAAAGACAGCCAGGCAGUGUGGCGGCAGCACAAGGGGAAAGCAGAGUGGUCCGUCAGAAAACCACCCUCAAAACAAUCUGUACCAGAAUUCCUUCUGUCAGCAAAUCCUCUGGAGAGAGAGUCCCUUUAGACAGAAAACCCUACUAAUGCACUUCAGAGCACACAACAACAGCACAGGCGUUCUCUCUCACCCCGUUCUCCACAGACGACAAACAGACGACUUGAAACACACUGGUCGAUGCUAUUGCUUGUUUGUUACGUGUUUUGCGGUCCUUCUUUUGUGUCUUGAUUUUUUUCUACACGGUGUAUAAAUCUAGCUUUUUUUUUUUUUUUUUUUUAGGAAACCUU
Xiphias gladius (swordfish) is the source of this 5554-nucleotide messenger RNA. RefSeq names its product fidgetin-like. Gene Ontology annotation, molecular function: ATP binding; microtubule severing ATPase activity; ATP hydrolysis activity. The transcript has a single exon. The record is from RefSeq and is a predicted model, not a curated record. Bases 7 to 2280 code for a protein of 757 amino acids. Lineage: Eukaryota; Metazoa; Chordata; Actinopteri; Istiophoriformes; Xiphiidae.